This is a messenger RNA of Cryphonectria parasitica EP155, 573 nucleotides long. RefSeq lists its product as uncharacterized. The record is from RefSeq and is a predicted model, not a curated record. Bases 1 to 573 code for a protein of 190 amino acids. NCBI's taxonomy places the organism in Eukaryota, Fungi, Ascomycota, Sordariomycetes, Diaporthales, Cryphonectriaceae. The transcript is spliced from 6 exons.
AUGGCUCCUCCUUCCAACACCGAGGAUCAGUUCAAGUUUCUGAUCGCGUGCAUCAAACACUCCACGGCUGGCAAAAUUGACUUCACUCAGGUCGCCACCGAGUGCGACAUCAUCAGCAAGGGUGCCGCUGCUAAGCGGUACGAGCGUCUCAUGAAGGCUCACGGUAUCACUGGCAACGGUCUCGGUGGUGGUCGUGCUGGCUCGCCCGCCGCCUCGGGCCCCAGCACUCCAGUGACCCCUGGUGGUCGCAAGGCAGCUACCAACCCCCGAACCCCAGCCAGCAAGAAGCGCAAGCUGGCCGCUCGAGGUGCCGACAUCGACGAGGACGUCAAGACCGAGGUCAAAGCCGAAGUCAAGCACGAGGUCAAGCACGAGAUCGGUGACGCCAUCGAUGCCAAUGCUUUUCGACGUCUGAGCAGGUCGCCAGCCACUGGCUGCAUCACCAAAACCCAGCCUUCUCUUAGGCAGGGGAGGAUCCCUGUCCUUGGCGCGGGUGCAGCCGCCGAGCCUCAGCUCUCACUGCGGAACAACCCGUGUCAAUAUGGCGUCCAGGUUCGACGUAACGCACUGUAA